AGGAUGAUAGUUAGCCUGUAAUAUGAAUAAGUUCUUGGAGGUAUUCUAUUUAUCUUUGACUUUAUGCUGACUUAAUCCGUCAGCGAGAGUCGUUUCUUUCAAGUAGCGCGUUUCGCGUUAGUCCACUGCUGCCUUUCGAGUGGUACUUAACGUUUGCAUUGUGAAGUGCGUAUAAUGAAAUAAAAAAAAAUGAGGUGCUUUAGAUGCGAUAGAUAUUUUGCGCCUUCGACGUGCGAUGCGUGCCUACGCACGUAUUGGCUGGAAGUAGCUCGAGCUCCUCGAGCUUCCGGCGCCCCUGCGAGGGAACUGGAGUCGCCAGACUCGCCUCCUCCGCCCUAUGAGGAUGCGAUUCAGCAGGACAUGCGGGUGGCUCAGGCUUCCCGCGCCCUUCCGCCUCCUUCAUAUAUCGAGGCGAUUCGGGAGGAAGUGCCCCCCCUGCGGGUAUUUGUGAAUGUGAACACGGGAGCGCGGGAGGUCACCCGUGGUUUUCGACGAAUUUUAACCACUAGACGUGAGAUGGCGAUGUGGGCUGGUCCUUCCUCGCAAGAUGGCUGAAACGAUCCCACCGCUGCCACCAAAUUGUUAGCCGGGUAUCGGCUAAGGGGAUCGAGUUCCGCUCGCGAGCGAGA
Messenger RNA from Temnothorax curvispinosus, 629 nucleotides. RefSeq lists its product as uncharacterized. Lineage: Eukaryota; Metazoa; Arthropoda; Insecta; Hymenoptera; Formicidae. The coding region runs from base 190 to 555 and encodes 121 amino acids. The transcript is spliced from 2 exons. The record is from RefSeq and is a predicted model, not a curated record.